Molecule: messenger RNA, 2756 nt
Organism: Phycodurus eques (leafy seadragon)
Lineage: Eukaryota; Metazoa; Chordata; Actinopteri; Syngnathiformes; Syngnathidae
Gene: hikeshi
Product: heat shock protein nuclear import factor hikeshi
Exons: 2
Coding region: 323-925 (200 amino acids)
Biological process (GO): protein import into nucleus
Cellular component (GO): cytosol; nucleus
Molecular function (GO): Hsp70 protein binding; nuclear import signal receptor activity
Source: RefSeq, a predicted model, not a curated record
UCAGUACUUACAUAUAUUAUAUCCAAUUAAGUCAUAAAAACAAACCUCAAACCUGAAAAGGGCGUGUAAUCGAUAGCCGAGCACAAGCGACAGUCAGCAAUCUGAAAAGCUUCUGGAACUCUCCACCGUCGUUUAUCGGUUGUGUCGCAGUCCAGCGAGCUAGCAGUCCUGAGUCCAGGCGGAGCGAACGGCGGCUAGCUGUUAGCGGCUAAUCAAGCUAGACCCGUAGCUAAGCUACUAUAGCAGGAACUCAAGCGGUAUCUGACGCUAGCGGCUAAGCUAGCGGCUAAGCUAAGGCGGGGCACCUGGCAAGCCGCUCGCCAUGUUCGGCUGCUUGGUGGCCGGCCGCCUGGUGCAGACCGAUGCGGUCCAGGUGGCCCCUGACAAAUUCGUCUUCACCCUCUCGGAAUACGAGAGCGUCAACCACGUGGUGGUGUUCAUGCUGGGCACCGUGCCGUUCCCCGCCGGCAUGGGCGGCGCGGUCUACUUCUCCUUCCCGGACCCGGAGAGCGGCGGGCCGGUGUGGCAGCUGCUCGGCUUCAUCGCCAACGACAAGCCGAGCGCCAUCUUCAAGAUCUCGGGCUUGAGGGCGGGCCAGGCCGGGGGGGCGCACCCGUUCGGCACCGUGGCCUCGGCCGCUCCGUCCGUGGCGCAGGUCGGCGUGUCGGUGGAGCCGCUGGAGCAGCUGGCCCAGCAGACGCCGGUGUCGGGGGCGGCGGCGUCCACCGCGGACACGCUGCGGCUGUUCACGCAGAAGAUGUUGGACAGUUUGUACAACUUCGCGUCGUCGUUCGCCGUGACGCAGGCGCAGAUGACGCCCAACCCCAGCGAGACCUUCGUGCCGUCCCGCUGCAUCGUCAAGUGGUACGACAACUUCCAGAGGCGCAUGAACCAGAACCCCAACUUUUGGAAGAACUCAACUUGAAGACAUCACCAGCAAAAUCGCUUGACGUAUUUUCACACCCAAUGUAUUCGACCUAAUGUGCCAAAAGGAGACGGACGGACGAGUUCGCCGAGAGUUCGACUCUCUACGUGUGUCAAAUCCAAAGUCAAUGCUGAAUCAUGGAAUUUAUUUUCCAAAUAUAUUUGGGCCCAAGCACACUGUGCGAACGCCCUCUUGAACUUCCUUUGUUGUUGUUUUUUCCCUCAGGCUAAAUAAAUCCAUUUUGAUAGCUUGCCCCUUUCUCACUAAAUUGACCCUUUUUCUCAUUCAUCCUAACUCUUAAGUAUGCUCAAUUUAUUUGGAGAAAUUCAGCCCGAGAAGCCAGCCUGACUUGAGUUGACUGACAAAAAAGUCUCAAGAAUCCAUCCCCGAAAAGACCCUGGAAGUCUGAAGGGGCCAUUUUCAGAUUGCCAGGGUUUCUUCAAAAGCAAACUUGUCCCUUUUGUCCCGAUUGCUAGCAGACUUGUACAGUGGCACGAAGCAAAAGCUGCGCCGCAUUGCUGGAGUUGGCGGCCAUUUGGGGCUGGCAGUGACCACGGCGGUGUCGGCGCCGAGAGCGUCCGACGGGAAGACGUUUGGUUGGCGUGGGGGCGCACGUCUAUAACGCUCAAAAAAGGCGCAUGCGCACACACAAAGCCUGAUAAAAUAAGUUAUCCACAGCGCACAAGUCGGAGCCAACAUUGAAACGGGUAUACAGUAAACCCCCGCUAUAUUGCGAAUCAUGCUUUAUGGUCCUGCUAUUUUGAGGUUUUUUUGUUAAAUUCAUAUUCUUCUUUUCCUAUCUCCUGCAUCCUCCUCUCCAACACCAACUGCCCUCAUGUCUUCCCUCACGACAUCCAUCGACCUUCUCUUUGGUCUUCCUCUCGCUCUCUUGCCUGGCAGCUCCAUCCUCAUCACCCUCUUACCAAUAUACUCACUAUCUCUCGUCUGGGCGUGUCCAAACCAUCCAAGUCUGCUCUCUCUAACUUUGUCUCCAAAACAUCGAACCUCGGCCGUCCCUCCGACGAGCUCAUUUCUAAUUUUAUCCAACCCGGUCACUCCGAGAGCGAACCUCAACAUCUUCAUUUCCGCCACCUCCAGCUCUGCUUCCUGUCGUCUCUUCGGCGCCACCGUCUCUAAUGCGUCCAUCGUGGCCGGCCUCACCGCUGUUUUAUGAACUUUGCCCUUCAUCCUAGCAGGGACUCUUCUGUCACAUAACACACCUGACACCUUCCUCCACCCGUUCCAACCUGCUUGGACCCGUUUCUUCACUUCCUAACCACACUCACCAUUGCCCUGGACGGUUGACCCCAACUAUUUUCAUCUCUCUCAUUGAUGCACAUAUAUUCUGUUUUACUUCGGCUAAUCUUCAUUCCUCUGCUUUCCAGGGCAUGCCUCCAUCUUUCUAACUGUUCCUCCACCUGCAGAUCACAAUGUCAUCUGCAAACAUCACGGUCCACGGGGAUUCCAGUCUAACCUCACCUGUCAGCCUAUCCGUCACCACUGCAAACAAACAGGAAGGGGCUCAGGGCUGAUCCCUGAUGCAGUCCCACCUCCACCUUCAAUUCGUCCGUCACAUCUACAGCACACCUCGCCGCUGUUCUGCUGCCCUCGUCCAUGUCCUGUAUUCAAAGGCAAAGACACAAUGUGGCUCCUUCUGACCUUCUCUGUACUUUUCCAUCAACAUUUUUUUAAAUUAUUAUUGCGCACUACUUUUUUUUUUAACCAGUUACCAAUUGAUAGUACAGGUAGUCUCUCUGGGAUGCAAACACUUUAUUUUUUGGCACUGCAUGUGUUAUUAUGAUAUUUUUGCUUUUUUUUUUUUUAAUCUAUC